UCGAUCGACAACUCGAACAAGCGAUAGGCCUUCUAGUGAGACAAUCUCCUGGUUGAUCAUGUCAAAUCUGCCUUCGGGACCCGGCGCCAGUUCUCCGUGCCCAGAACCUGUUGGACGCCCAUCCACGCUAGUAACAGAGCUCGCGGCGUGGAAUCUCCGUUCAAAGAGGGGACUAUUCGCCCAGUCCAAGCCUCGAGCUUCUCCAUCGUCGCAUCUUUUUGUUGGCCUCCUAAAGCCAGUGUUGAGUUCCCAGCCAAAAAUCGAUAGAACAUUCAUUUGGCGCUAGUCUCCGCGGACGGUUCACAUCGAAGAAGCUGCGAUCCAAUGGCGCGCGUCGUCGGAGUGAGGACUCUCGGUUCCUUGAAGUAGGGACAUCUGGCCAGCGUCAGACGAAUCUCGCUGCCCCAUUCGAGUUGCAUUGCCUAAUGCAUGUUUUCGGCCGAUGAAACGAGGACUAGAGCGAUUCCGAAU
This is a messenger RNA of Mycena citricolor, 471 nucleotides long. NCBI's taxonomy places the organism in Eukaryota, Fungi, Basidiomycota, Agaricomycetes, Agaricales, Mycenaceae. The record is from the annotation of a GenBank genome assembly.